UGUCCUUGGGCCUGGGCUCUUGUGCGGCUGCAGUAGCGGCUCCUGCAGGCAGGCAGGGAAGGUCUUUCUGCGGGGCCUGGCGCCAUGGAGUUGUGGAUCCGGCUGCCGGACGAGGCGCGGUCGCUGGAGCCCCCGCCGCUAUUGAACUAUGGCUCGGUCUGGACGGCCUUCAUGGGCUGGUGUGGCGCCCUGAUCGACAACGGCAUCAACAGGAGGCCUAUCAUAGCAUCGGGUGUCCAUCGCCAGCUACUGUGGGCUACUGUGGGCUUUUACGCUGGCUAUUACCUGGUUAAACGAGCCAAUUACCGAUAUGCUGUGAGGGACAGAGACAUUUCGGAGUACAUAAGGCACCAUCCCGAGGACUUUAUUCCAAAAGAUAAGAAAACCAUGGCAGAAGUUCUGGAGAACUUCCAUCCCAUUCGCUGAAGACUUUGCAAGCGGCUACCAUCUCGUUUGGUGGUGUGUGUGUGUGUGUGUGUGUGUGUAUGUAUGUAUGUAUGUGUGUGUCACGUCCAAGAAAAACUCUUGUAUGUGGGAUUUGUCAGUGGUUGGGAUGGAAUACCCAAUUUAAACAUGUGGACUGCAAUCUUAUCAUUAAAGCUAUGAAUAUGUA
Messenger RNA from Elgaria multicarinata webbii, 613 nucleotides. It is a transcript of the gene NDUFC2, whose product is annotated as NADH:ubiquinone oxidoreductase subunit C2. The record is from RefSeq and is a predicted model, not a curated record. Gene Ontology annotation, cellular component: mitochondrial inner membrane. The transcript is spliced from 3 exons. Bases 85 to 426 code for a protein of 113 amino acids. Gene Ontology annotation, biological process: mitochondrial electron transport, NADH to ubiquinone. NCBI's taxonomy places the organism in Eukaryota, Metazoa, Chordata, Lepidosauria, Squamata, Anguidae.